This is a messenger RNA of Panicum hallii, 622 nucleotides long. RefSeq lists its product as uncharacterized. Bases 146 to 622 code for a protein of 158 amino acids. Lineage: Eukaryota; Viridiplantae; Streptophyta; Magnoliopsida; Poales; Poaceae. The record is from RefSeq and is a predicted model, not a curated record. The transcript has 5 exons.
CGCGGACUCCCGGAGGAGACGAGUGACCAUCAUUGCUGCGUGUUUCAGAAGCCUCUUCUCUCCCAUCUAAAAGAACUCAGCUCAUUUCCUCCCCCUUCAUCCUCGUCCUGCUCGAGCUGACGAGCUCACAGGCCAAGCUGCGCAGAUGGAUGGAGGGAGCAAGGUUUCCGAGGAUGCGGAUUUAGUUGGGGAGAUGAAGGAUUUAUCACUACCACGAGAGAAGAAGAUUACUUUUUCUGUGGGAUCUUGUGCUACGUCUGCUAAUGUCCAUGACGUUUCAAAGAUCAGAACAUCUCACCGCUGUCUCGCCGCUGUCUCAUCCGUGCCUCUCGGUUUCCUAGUGGCCGCGCCCCAUCCUUCCGCCGCCGCUCGCCAUUUUCUCUUCCUCGCUACUGCUCGCCGCUGUCAACUCGCAGAUAGUGAUGAUGAGGAUUUCAGAAGUUGUAUUAUUGCUACUUUGACGGACAGAAAUUCUGAACUAAAGGCAAAACUGAAUGAGGUUGAAAGUGAGGCACAGCUUAACGAAAAUAAUGUGGAGCAUCAGCAAAGUGGACCAAGUCUACCAUUUUCUAAUACACCCUCCGUUCAAAAUGUUUGUUAUUCUAACUUUUGUCGUAAUUAA